GCUGGGUGCCCAGCCCGGAGCUCGACCUUUCAGCUGGUGCGGCUCAGCUCUGCGGUGUUUUUUUUUUUUUUUUUUUUUUUUUAAACCGCGGAGCCUCCGGCUCAGAGCAGGCCUCCGUACACACCCAGGUCCAACCCCGACUGGAGCGACGAUGCGCCUCAUUCAGAACAUGUGCACCAUUGCCGAGUACCCUGCCUCGGGCAGCGCCGCGGGAGCAGAGUGCUGUCUGGGAGCGGCGGGUCGCCGUCUGGUCAAAAUCGCGGUGGUGGGGGCCAGCGGUGUGGGCAAGACCGCUCUGGUGGUCCGCUUCCUCACCAAACGGUUCAUUGGCGAUUAUGAAAGAAAUGCAGGUAAUCUCUAUACCAGACAAGUUCAAAUUGAAGGUGAAACACUGGCUAUUCAGGUCCAAGAUACUCCAGGUAUUCAGGUCCACGAGAAUGGCUUGAGCUGCACGGAACAGCUGAACCGGUGUAUCCGCUGGGCUGACGCUGUGGUCAUCGUGUUCUCCAUCACAGACUACAAGAGCUAUGAACUCAUCAGCCAGCUCCACCAACACGUGCAGCAGCUCCAUCUGGGCACUCGGCUGCCAGUGGUGGUUGUGGCCAACAAAGCUGACCUGCUUCACGUCAAGCAGGUGGACCCCCAGCUUGGACUGCAGCUGGCCAGCAUGCUGGGCUGCUCAUUCUAUGAAGUGUCCGUCAGCGAGAACUACAACGACGUCUACAAUGCCUUCCACGUCCUCUGCAAGGAAGUGAGUCACAAGCAGCAGCCCAGCAGUACACCAGAGAAGCGCAGGACCUCACUCAUCCCCAGGCCCAAGUCCCCCAACAUGCAGGACCUGAAGAGGCGGUUCAAGCAAGCCCUGUCUGCCAAAGUGCGGACUGUCACUUCAGUUUGAAGCAGGGGCACUCCAGGGGGCUUGGUUUUCCCAGGGAGAGGGCCUAGGGUUCUUCCAGUGCAGGAACUCUGAAUGCUGGCAGUGAUUCUUGUUCCAGAAAGGGCUGGAGCACAGGGCCAGGAGGGCCUGCGGAACUGCUGCAGCCACAGAAGGGCUGAUCUGAGCAGGGGGACAGAACUGAGGAGGCUUGAAGGAGUCCCCACUGUCACUCUGAAUCUGUGAAAUAUACCUCACAGUUGUUUUUUUCUGGGAUGCAGAGGGGGGAGUCUGUUGCUUUGGGUUUUGUUCUUUACUUCCAUGUAAAUUGUGGUCCGUUUGUAGUUUCACCAAAUAUACUGAUGUGAUGUGAGUGGGAAUGAAAGAUCAGAUGAGACUCUCAAGGCUACCCUCCCUUUCUCCUUCCCCUCCCCCACACCCCAAGAGGAAGAAUUGCUUUUUUCUGAGAAGUUUGAUUCGCAUCUCUGGAAGACUAUUCCUUAAAGAAUGUUUCUAACCUAAAGGGUAUCCAUAUAUAUUUUUAAAGAUCAAGGGAGAAGCUACCCUCCUCCACCACCCCAUACACGAAGAGUGGAGUUUGUGGGCCCAGAUGUGGGUACAGACAUCUGGAAGCUCAUAGGCUUCUGACUCAGCAUGAGAAUACUUAGUUGGGCAUAUGCUGAGUGGUUAAGAACUUAAAUUCCUUAGCCCUAGACUUUAAGUAUUUAUGCUACUGUGUCUUAACAAAAAACAAAAACUUAUAGCAGGUACAGGAAAAAGAAAAAAAAAGUAUCCAUUGAUUUGGGUGUGAUUUGUGUAAACGGCACAUGGCAGUGACGUUGGGUUGCUCCCUAGGCCCGGCUGAGUCGUGGAGUUGUGGGUGGCUGAGAUAGGAAAACACUAUGUUCCAGCAAGUGACCGGAUGAGGAGGGCCCUGCCCAAACCCCUACACAGAUGCACUUUACAAAGCCACUCAUGCUUUGGCAUGAACUGUAAUUAAUUUAUUUUAUGUACAAUAAAUCUCAUUUUGAAAGCA
Erinaceus europaeus (western European hedgehog) is the source of this 1910-nucleotide messenger RNA. RefSeq names its product RAS like family 11 member B (gene RASL11B). NCBI's taxonomy places the organism in Eukaryota, Metazoa, Chordata, Mammalia, Eulipotyphla, Erinaceidae. Gene Ontology annotation, molecular function: GTPase activity; GTP binding. The record is from RefSeq and is a predicted model, not a curated record. The transcript is spliced from 4 exons. Bases 152 to 898 code for a protein of 248 amino acids.